GGAGGGUUUGAAAUAAAUAUAAUUGGGUUAUCGACAAUGGAGACUUUGAAGACAUCUGAAGACCCAAAUGAUCUUGAGCUUGAUAACAAGGAUAUCAGGAAACCCUUGAUUGAGAAGGGUGAAGAUGACCAAGGGAACGAAUCUUGUGCCACUUCAACCAGUUCUGAAGGCGAAGUCUCCCAGAUUCUGAUAGUGUACAUGUGUAUAACUAUUGUGAUAUUGGACUGCUCUUACGGAAUAUGUGCUCCACUGCUACCUAUUGAUGCUGAGAAGCACAAUAUCGACCAGGUUUACCUUGGGUUCAUGUUUUGUAUUUAUAGUGUUUCGAUGGCUAUAUUUUGCCCAAUAGUUGGCAAGCACUUGUAUACUUUUGGAAGAAGAAAUAUGUGCAGAUGGGGAAUGCUAGCUGUUGCAAUUCCUUCUCUUGGCUUCUUCCUCAACAAUUAUACUACUAACUCUACGCUAUUUAUCGUUAUUUUUAUGGUGAUGAGAGUGAUUCAGGGGAUAGGAACUAGUAUGGUUCAGACCUCGGUGUACUCUGUAUUAACGCUCACUUAUCCAACCCGAGUUAACUUUGUGAUGGCCUGUGUUGAAACUUCAGCAGGACUUGGACUGAGUUUAGGCCCAGUGAUGGGAACUAUCCUCUACGAAUUUGGAGGAAGCGCAGCUCCUUUCUUGACGUUCUUCUUCAUCUGUCUUUUCAUUGGGCUAUUUAUAAAGAGCUUGAUUCCUUACUUUGUUGAUGAUAUUCAGGAUAAUUCAACUCAAGAUAACACAGUAAAGCCCAAAUAUUCAGAACUUUUGACGAACAAAAGGAUUUUAUUUGCUUGCAUGUGUGUGUUUAUCUCAGUGUUCCAGUAUGCAUUCAUAGACCCAAUUCUGGCAGAAUAUGUAAAGGAUACAUUUAAUUUAGCACCACAAACUUCUGGAUAUUUCUUCCUUGCUCUUGGGCUUGGAUACAUGAUAAGUUGUAUUAUUAGUCCAAUGUACCUUGACUAUUUCUCGAACAUGAGAGUGUCUAUGAUAUCUUGCUUCUUGCUAGGCAUCUUUACUAUUUUCUACAGUUCUUCAUAUAUUUUGACAUUCUUGACACCCAACAUGAUGGUGUUGUCAAUGGCCCUUGUUGCUGCUGGAGUUGCCAACUCCCACCUGGUGAUAACUCCGAUGGAAGAGAUGAUAGAAGUUGCUAAAAGCUCUACCGAUUCUGAUAGUGAGAUGCUUAACGACAUGUGUUCAGGCCUAUUCAACAUGUUCUUUGCUCUUGGUGAAAUCUUCGGACCGAUGAUAGGAAAUGUUAUCUUUAGUAUCUGGGGCUUCCCAAUGAUUUGUGAUGCCCUUGGAAUUGCAUGAAUGGUGUUUGCUGUUCUAUACUUCUUAGCAUGUGACUUGUCGAUACACAAAUAACAACAUAAUUAUGCUAAAAGCUUGAGGAUUGA
Moneuplotes crassus is the source of this 1436-nucleotide messenger RNA. The record is from the annotation of a GenBank genome assembly. NCBI's taxonomy places the organism in Eukaryota, Ciliophora, Spirotrichea, Euplotida, Euplotidae.